AUGGCCGCGGGCGGCGGCGGCAGCAGCAGCAGCAGCGCGGAGGAGAGGACCUACCGCCGCUUCUUGGAGGCUUUCCUGGGCGAGUUCCGCGGACCUUUCGAAGCGGCGGCCGAGAGCCCCGCGCCCGCGUCGCCCUCCUCCGCCUCCGCCUCCACCUCCUCCUCCUCCGCGGGCGGCGGCGGCGAAGGAGCGGCGGCCGGCAGCGAAGCCGGGGAAGGAGAAGAACCGCCGCCGCCGUCGCCGUCGCCUCCUCCUCCGCCUGGCGGGGACGGAGAAGCCACCGCGGCCGAGGAACCCGAGGAGGCUCCUCCGGCCGAGCCAGCGCCUCCGCCGCCGCCGCCGCCUCGCCCGGCCAGCCCUUGCCCGCCGGUGCCGCUGCCUCCGCUGCCCUCGCUGCCCCGGCCGCUCUCGGAGCACAUCACGGAGGAGGAGGUGGAAGGCGAGUGCCUGGACCUCUGCCUGCAGCAGCUCUACAAGUACAACUGCCCUUCUCUCCUGGCAGCAGCGUUAGCCCGGGCAACAGCGGAUGAAGUCCUGCAGAGCGACCUGUCCAAUCAUUACCUGCCCAAACACGAGGACAGUCCAGAUGGGAUCAUACGUGAGAAAAGUUCACCACCGCCAGUUUCCAAGGCCAGGAUGAAGGCCUUUGCUUUCGCCAGCCCUGAGCAGCGGCAUCGCAUCAUUGUGCUUCAUGAAGAGGGUUACUCCUGUGCAGAAAUAGCCAAGAGACUGAAAUGCCUUCGCACCACAGAUCAAGGGGAGCAGGCCUAUUUUGCCGUCUUUGACGGCCACGGAGGAGUGGACGCUGCCAUUUACGCCUCCAUUCACCUGCACGUGAAUUUGGUGCACCAAGAAGCGUUCCAGCACGACCCGGCGGAAGCCCUCUGCAAAGCCUUCCGGGUGACGGAUGAACGUUUUGUGCAGAAGGCAGCCAGAGAGAGCCUGCGAUGUGGCACCACAGGUGUCGUGACGUUCAUCCGAAGGAACAUGUUGUACGUGGCCUGGCUGGGAGACUCGCAAGUCAUGCUCGUGAAAAGGGGCCAGGCGGUAGAACUGAUGAAGCCUCAUAAGCCAGACCGGGAGGAUGAGAAGAAACGCAUCGAGGCCCUUGGAGGCUGUGUGGUCUGGUUCGGAGCAUGGCGAGUCAACGGAAGCCUUUCUGUCUCCAGAGCCAUUGGUGAUGCAGAGCACAAGCCAUAUAUCUGUGGAGAAGCAGAUUCUGGAUCCACAGUGCUGGAUGGAUCAGAGGAUUACCUCAUUCUAGCCUGCGACGGCUUCUACGACACGGUGAACCCCGACGAGGCGGUGAAAGUGGUGGCCGACCACCUGAAGGAGAACAACGGGGACAGCACCAUGGUAGCCCACAAGUUGGUGGCUUCCGCUCGAGAUGCCGGCUCCAGUGACAACAUCACCGUCAUUGUGGUCUUUCUCAGGGACAUGAGCGCCGCCGACAGUGUUGACGAAGAAUCUGAGUGGACCGAGAACUCUUUCCAAGGCGGGCAAGAGGACAGCGGUGACGACAAAGAGAACCAGGGAGAUUGCAAGAGACAGUGGCCUCAGCACCAGGUCUCGGCGCCUGCCGAUUUGGGCUACGACGGCAGAGUGGAUUCCUUUACAGACAGAACUACCUUGAGCGCCGGUUCCACCAUCAACAUCUUGGAAGAGCCCGGCUGCUUAGACCUGAGGAAAACAGAAGCGGGCAAACUCCACAGUGCCAAACGCCUUUCUCCAGAUCAAGUCUUCAGUGCUGGCGUACCAAAGAGGGCGAUUUUGAGUCAAGGCGUUUUGGGAGACGGCAAGAGAAGGGACGAGGUUUCUCCCCAGGAUCAGAACGCCCUCCGGGGCUCCGCGAACUUGGGGUCUCCAACCCCAGGGGAGUGCAGCGUGGUGUUGGUGGAGGCCCCGAUCCCCGCCGGGCCCGAAGGCUUGUGGUUCAAGUCGUGGGGAAGAAAAGCGUCCAUUUUCUCUCACUUUCAUUUCUGCGACACCAAGCGGUGGCAACGGUUAGCUAGACUGAAGCCGAAGCUCAAUGGGUUUCUCUUCGAGCAGAGGUCCCUUUUAUGUCCGGAAGGUUUAACCCUCUGCUCACCCAACCACGUAAAUGGCCGUAGGAACAAGUUCCUAAGAAGCCAUCUUGGGCAAGUUUCCCUGGGCUGCCAUCAAGGUCACGGCGAGAGUAUUUUCUUGAUGCUAAGGCCAAGUUCCUGUAUACCACCAGACCCAUGGUUGCUGUGGAGCUGUAAAAAAUAACACGUUCCCUCCAUUGUAUUUUUUUCCCCUCUUCUUCAAUAGGCUAGACAUUCACAUAAUUAGAAGUAAUUCGGAGGGAGUGUUUCAGAAUUAGGAUAUCGCGGAAGGCUCUGCUCAUGUAAAUACAUCCAAGUGUUUGUCUUCAAAAAUUGGGAAAAACAAAAACAAAGGAUUGGCAUACCAGUCUCCCUAGCAACUUCGUGGACACAUUCAAUCUCUCUCUCAUGUAUAAACAACACACACUCACACGGAUCUGUAUGUACUCUUUGUGUAGUAGCUUCAUUUCUUCGUGGGAACUGGAUAUUCUUAUGGACUCGCUGGACAAGACAGGAAAGUGCCAUUUAAAAAAAAAGAAUUUGCAAAAAAAUAAUAAUGAGAGAAAAACCCGUUACGAGAGAAGUCUACGGAGCAAUAUUUUCAGAAAGACUUUCUAGAACCGAUGGGUUUUGAUUUUUUUGGGCUUGUUUGUAAGUGGAGGAGAGGAGGAAGUAAGAAGGCGUAUAAGGAAUCCUUGGGGGUUUGGGCUUCUUUAAUCAGAUAGAGCAAAAAUUAUGUUAUCAGGUUGUUUUGCAGGUCUGCUGUUAAAAAGCCAUAUGGGAGGUUCAAUCUAGCACCUGGGCCCUUCCCAACCCUUCAGGUGCAG
Notechis scutatus (mainland tiger snake) is the source of this 2893-nucleotide messenger RNA. NCBI's taxonomy places the organism in Eukaryota, Metazoa, Chordata, Lepidosauria, Squamata, Elapidae. The record is from RefSeq and is a predicted model, not a curated record.